Molecule: messenger RNA, 1134 nt
Organism: Galleria mellonella (greater wax moth)
Lineage: Eukaryota; Metazoa; Arthropoda; Insecta; Lepidoptera; Pyralidae
Product: facilitated trehalose transporter Tret1-like
Exons: 4
Coding region: 130-1134 (334 amino acids)
Biological process (GO): transmembrane transport
Cellular component (GO): membrane
Molecular function (GO): transmembrane transporter activity
Source: RefSeq, a predicted model, not a curated record
UAGACGUGCGAAAUGUAUUUAAUUAUAGGCAAACACUGAAUAUAUAUUUAUUUUGUGUUUUUAGUUUUCAUUAGCAGAACAAAUCUAUAGUUUUAACAUAAUAUUCUUUAUAUUUUUAACACCCAUAUAAUGGAUAAUUGUAAAUACGAAGAUAUACGAAUACCAGAGAUUGUAAAAAGUUCAAAUAAACAUUCCUGGCGACCGAUUUUAAGACAGUCGUUAAUCGGUAGCGGCGUAUUGGCAUAUCCGUUUAUGUACGGCCUAAGUUUCGGAUCUCCAACCGUGCUGAUCCACCAGCUGCGGCGGGAGGCCAACUCCACCGCGGCGGUCAGUGAUGAGAUGGAAUCGUGGCUGUCUUCCUGCAUGAUCUAUAGCAGUAUACCAGCCGCAAUCAUUCUAACCAUCCUCGCUGAUGCAAUUGGACGAAAACGUACAUGCCUUGUUCUCUCACUGACUUCUUUAUCAGGAUACCUUUUGUUCUAUCUUACUAACAACUUGAAGGAUUUACUAAUAAGUCAAAGCAUACAGGGAGUACUGGCCGCAGCGCACAUAACUACAUCGGCGAUGGCGUUGACAGAGUACCUAUCACCUCAAUAUCGGGGUGUGUUUUUAAAUAUCAAAGGAGUCUCUUUGUUCUGGGGAGUUUGGGUAUCCAACGCUAUGGGAACAUUUUUACAUUGGAAAACUAUUAGCUUGUUAGGGUCAGCUUGCGCAUUCUACACUAUACUAUCAGUACUCAUUUGGCCAGAGUCCCCAUAUUGGUUGUCAGAGAAAGGGCGCUACGAUGAAUGCGCAAAAUCACAUCGAUGGUUAAAAGGUUCGAGCUUAGACGCCGAGAAGGAAUUGCAGAAUCUAAUCGCUUAUAAGGCAAACAAUAAAAGUGACGUAAAUUCGUGGAAACAAUUAUUAAGUUCUUUCAAAAUGAUGUCUCAGAAAGAAGUAUACAAACCAAUGUUUCUAUGUAUUUUACUUAUGGCACUGCAACAGUUUUCUGUGUAUAAAUAUUUACCUGAAACCAAAGACAAAACAUUGGUUGAGAUAGCUGAGACGUUUAGGGAAUUGCCAAAAACUGAUACGUUAAUGGUACCAUUAAACGAUAAUAAUAAAAUAUUAGAAAAAUCUGAAGUUUCAUAG